Molecule: messenger RNA, 2276 nt
Organism: Annulohypoxylon truncatum
Lineage: Eukaryota; Fungi; Ascomycota; Sordariomycetes; Xylariales; Hypoxylaceae
Exons: 1
Coding region: 90-2003 (637 amino acids)
Biological process (GO): transcription initiation at RNA polymerase I promoter; nucleolar large rRNA transcription by RNA polymerase I
Cellular component (GO): RNA polymerase I upstream activating factor complex
Molecular function (GO): rDNA binding; RNA polymerase I general transcription initiation factor activity
Source: RefSeq, a predicted model, not a curated record
CUUCCCACGAUCUUGUACGGGGGGAUUCAAGGGACUGGUUUCUACAUAAAGAGCCCGCGGAAAAAUAAUCCGCAUCUAGUUUACCUAAAAUGGACCAGAGAGACGGCUCCGACUUUAUCCCCAGCGGCAGCAAUUCCUCCGCCGACGAGCAUGAGCGUCCGCGCCCGAAGCGCCGCCGGAGACCAACCUCUCCCCCAUCAUCAUCCGCCCCGGUCCCGGCCCCCAAACGUCAAAAACCCGCUUUUAACCCGCGAUACCUACGCCUUCUCAACUCAGACAUCACCGACACCGCGUCGGGGCUCCUCCUAACCGAUCCAGCACCCACCACCCUCCCCCUUCUCGACCUCGAGCCCACGCAGCUCGGCGCCGUUUCCUGGGCCGUCCCGGAGAAGCAGUCCUUCUUCGCCGCCCUAGCGCGGCUCGGCCGCGACGACGUAUCCGGCAUCGCGUCGCGGAUCGGGAGCAAGAGCGCGCUCGAAGUGCGGCAGUACCUGUACCACCUGGACGCCGCGGACCGCGCACGGCGCGCCGGGAGCAAACGGCGUCGGGGCAUCGGGCCCCUGGCCAUGCCCGCGGCGGCCGAGCUGGGCGCCGAACUCACGGCCGCUCUCGACGGCGCGGCCGACGCGCUCGCCCUGCGCCAGGAGGUGUACGAGGCGUCGCUGGAGCAGAAGCGCUGGGGCGGGCGGUGGCUCGUGACGGCGUCGCUGGCGGGCGUCCUCGAGACGCGGUUCCGGCAGGAGGGUUUGGAUCAAACUGCUGCUGCUGCGUCGUCUCACAAUCAUCACCAACAGCAUUCCGGCCUACCGCCCUUCGUGGAGUUGUUCCACCUGCGCAAUUGGCUCAGGCUCUCGGACCGCGUGUUUAUGAACUCGGGCGUGGAGGACGGGAACUGGCGCUGCGUGGCCGAGGCCGAGGCCGAGGUCGACGGGCCCCCGGCGAUCCGGGCUACGGCGCUCGCGGACUUCUACUCGCUGACGCUGAGUAUUACGAGGCGGCUCGUGAGCGCGGCGCUGUAUGUGGCGAGCUCGCGGAUACGGAUGAAGCGCGCUGUAGACCCGACGCGGCACAGUGCGCUUGUGAAGAAGAAUGACGUUUGGGCUGCCGCGGCAUCUAUAGGGUUGAAGGAAGGCAGCCGUGAAUUUUGGGCCAAGGCGGCAAGGCGGUUGAGGUUGGAUGUUUUUGAUGAUGACGAUGAAUAUGAGACGAGCGGAGAGGAAGAUGAUGGGAAUGAAGAUGAUAUGGUGGGGGAUGAGGAUCAAAGUUCAUUCGAGGAAAGGGAGGGUCGGGAUAUGGAUGUUGAUACUGCAUCCAAAGGAAAUAUAAACGAAGAAGAUGCCGUUCCAGGUAUAGAAGAACAGCAAGAUCAAGAAGACGAUUACGAAAUAAUGUCCUACGACGCCGUCGAAGCCGCUCUCAGCUUUCCAAAUUCUAGCACGAACACAAUUAGCGACUCCCUGGACGAACCAGGACUUGGCUCAAGAUCCGGAUUCAACAUCCCCAUCGACUCCGACUCCGACUCCCUAUCAGAAACCUCCGAAACCAACGACCCAGACCCAGACCCAGACCCAGACCCGGACAUAGACCAGCCCUCCUCGCCCCCAAUCGACAGCGCCCUCCUAUCCGCCGAUCUAACCGAAGCCCUGACCUACAGCGCGCUAGACCACAUCCCGACCUCGCGGUCCAAGCAAGCCCUCACCCACCGCCUCAAGGCCGAGCAACGCCUAUGGGCCGACGCCGACGCCCUCGAUGCCGCGGCCAGCGCGGCCGAAGAGGCGCGGCUGUGGGCUAUGCUGCGAGGCGAUCCCGCUAAGCCGGAGACCGAGUCUCCUAAGCCGGACCCGGGGCCGGCGUUACUAGGAUUGGGAAUGGGUGGCAGCGGCGGUAGUAGUAAGAGGUCGGUCUUGGAGGACCAGGGCGAGAAUUGGAGGGAUCGGAUGGAAUAUUACAGCGCGUGGGAGUUGACCGCCGAGCGGAAUCGGUUGCAAGGUUACAAUGACUAGUAGGGCGCAAUGUGUAUAUCACAGACCUGUUCCUACAAUAAAUAUUAUGUUCGAAAGACCUACUAAAUUCCCUAGAACUUGCCUAUACUUAUAACACCCACCCAGUUAAGCAGAUCCAGAAAGAACUAGUAACCAGUUUCCCUUUUCUUUUUAAAAAAACAACUCUUUUUCCAUUUGUCACGGACGUGUCCUAUUUAUGAGUACCUAAUUGAUCUUAUCUUGCUUUAUUGGUAAUACACUGCCCCCUUCGUAGAAAGAGCACGAUAGAGACAC